This is a messenger RNA of Chroicocephalus ridibundus (black-headed gull), 4929 nucleotides long. RefSeq names its product disintegrin and metalloproteinase domain-containing protein 9-like. The transcript has 21 exons. The record is from RefSeq and is a predicted model, not a curated record. Bases 1034 to 2992 code for a protein of 652 amino acids. NCBI's taxonomy places the organism in Eukaryota, Metazoa, Chordata, Aves, Charadriiformes, Laridae. Gene Ontology annotation, molecular function: metalloendopeptidase activity. Gene Ontology annotation, biological process: proteolysis. Gene Ontology annotation, cellular component: plasma membrane.
UGAGUUGUUCAUCCGUCUGCCGAUGAUUUACAUAAGGAGUGUCACAAACAUGAUGUGAUAGUUGGGCAUACAUGGGCUGUGCCCUUCUUGGGCAACUGAGUUUGGCCACCUUCAUCCAAGCAAUAUCUGCCUCCUCUCCACUAGCCUCCAUCUCUUCCUCAGCCUAUAGAACUACAGCAUGCUCGUCGAGGUUUAGCUUUACUAACGCUUCUUUUUUUGUUCUUUUAAUACCACAAAUUUUACGUUUUCAUUUCUCUGGAGGCUUUAUAUCUUCUACAUUCCCUCCACAAAUCUGUAAUGGCAGACAUAUUGAAUUUCUUGUGUACUUUGUGUACUUUUUCAUUCUGUCUUCUACGUGAAAAUUUUUACUUAGUAGAAUUUAAACUUUCCAUAGGAAGGGAUAUAGUGUGCGCCGCUGAGAGUUUGAAAGGCACAAGGGCUAGGAAUGUGGUUUUGUAAAUCUGGUAUUUAAGACGUAUAUAGUAGUUGGACUUCUCUUGUCAAAGAAAACAUGAAACUGGCACAACCAAGUACAAAAUCAUCUAAUUAAGUGAUAUCUUUUACUCUGUUUUCAGGAGCAUUCACAUGACAACCUUUCUUACUCAAUUAAAACCAGAAACGGAACAUACCUCCUAAAACUGAAGAAAAAUAAACUUAAAAGAGCAGUAGUUUAUUUUUGUUUCCAGAAAGCUUGUUAGCGAAGACUUUGUGCUAUAUACAUAUGGGGAAAAUGGGAAACUGGAGGCAACACAAUCAAAAAACAAGACGCACUGUUAUUAUUAUGGCACUGUUGAAGGAAUUGCUGACUCGAUGCUUGCUCUUAGCACGUGCGAUGGCCUUAGUUUUGAGAUUCUGGAGAACAAGAUAACAGCUUCUGAAAGAUUCUGGGACAGCAAAUGGGCAUGUAGCAGCUGUUUCUGAGCCAUGGACAAAUGCAAAAUCUUUACAGUUAGCUGCACUCAGCAGUGCAAUACUGCCGUUGCCCUCGUAAACACCCAGAGGAAUUCUCUACAUUGGUGGCAAAUGGUAUGGAAUGGAGCCGCUCAACUCAUCCAGGACAUUUGAACACGUGUUUUACCAGUUAGAAGAUAUGCAGGGUAUCCCCUUCCGUUGUGGUGUGCUGAAUGGCAGCCUUCAUCACGAGAAGAUGUUUGUGAAGCAGUCUGUGAAAUAUGAGUUUUUAUCAAACAGUACCUCUAGCAGGGAAAAGCUUUUGAGGAAGAAGCGAGCUGUCCUGCCACAGAAAAGCUAUGUGGAAUUAUUUGUGGUUGUGGAUAACAACAGGUUUUUGAUGAAGGAAUCUGAUCCUGCUGCGGUGCAAAAGGAAACAGUUGAGCUGAUAAAUUACGUUGAUGGGAUGUAUAGAGCAUUAAACAUCCAGAUUGUUUUAGUUGGAUUAGAAAUCUGGACGGAUACAAACCGCAUAUCUGUAAUGGAUGGUUCAGCUGGAGAUGUACUGGGUAGAUUUGUUUCUUGGAGACAGAAAAAUCUUCUUAAACGAUCCCGCAAUGAUGUUAGCCAUCUCAUAAUAGGGAGAAGCUCUUAUGGUGGAUCCAUCGGAAUGGCUUUUGUAGGUACCGUCUGCUCACAAGUCCAGGGAGGAUCAAUCAGCACUUUGAAUCAUAACAAUGUGUUACGUCACGCUACAGUAGUUGCACACGAACUGGGGCAUAAUCUCGGAAUGAAACAUGACGAUAAAAGGUGUCCUGCAUCCUAUAUUAUGCACAGCACAGAUAAUGGAUCCAGGAAUUUCAGCACCUGCAGUGCUGAUGAUUUUGAGAACCUUAUUCUAAAUGGAGGUGGAAGCUGCCUUAGAAAUCCCCCCCAGACAAGUAACGUUUACAAGGAACCUGUCUGCGGUAAUAAUGUGGUCGAUAACAAUGAAGAAUGUGACUGUGGCAAACCGCAGGAAUGUACUAACCCUUGCUGUGAUGCUGCAACCUGCAAACUCACGCCUGGAUCGCAAUGCGCUCAAGGACUGUGCUGCAAAAAUUGCAAGUUUAAAGUGGCGGGAGCAGAGUGCAGACCGAAAAUGGAUUUCUGUGACCUACCCGAAUACUGCAAUGGAAGCAACGCCUACUGUCCAGACGACGUUUACAUCAUGAAUGGUUACCCUUGCGACAACAUGAAGGCAUAUUGCUACUAUGGAGUAUGCCAGAGUUUUGAUUCACAAUGCGAAUCUAUAUAUGGAAAAGGGGCACGAAAAGCACCUGAUGUGUGCUUUGAAAAAGCAAAUAUUAAAGGAGAUAGGUUUGGAAACUGUGGGAUGAGAGGCGGAGUGUACAAGAAAUGUCCUGUUCAGCACAGUCUGUGCGGCAAGCUCCAGUGCACAUCUGUUAGUCUCCAAAAUCUUCCUGCUUGGAGUGUUGUCCAUAAUGCAUCUGGGGUUUUAUGCUGGUCUUCUGACUUUGACUUAGGAUCAGAUGUCCCUGAUCCCGCUCAAGUUCAUGAUGGAACAGCCUGUGGAGAAAAGAAGGCCUGUGUCAAUUUUGAAUGUAUUGAUGCAAGUCAUCUGGGCUACAGCUGUGAUGUAAAGCAGAAGUGUAACGAUAACGGGGUGUGUAACAACAACGGGAACUGCCACUGCGAUUCUGGCUGGGCGCCACCAUUCUGUAACCAGUCGGGCUACGGCGGCAGCGUGGACAGUGGCCCAGCUCACAUAGAUACAUCACUUCGGGAUGGUCUGCUUAUUUUUUUCUUCCUUGUGUUGCCAAUAGUAAUCGUUACUGUAUUAGCAGUAAUUAAGCGUGAUGCAAUAAAAAGAAAAUUUUGCAGGAAAAGUAGAAGACAACACAGGGAUAACAAUGUGCAGCAACCAAAGCAAAAUAACACUGCGAGUCAUAACACAAGAAAUAAUCAGCCUGCCACGUCAAGUCCUGAUUUUUUUACCAUAUCGCAUUUCCCCAGUCCAAGGCCGCCAGUACAAACCCAGUCUCCUGCAGUUCCUUCAGGACCUCAACGGCCCGCAGUGCCCCCUAGACCAGCUGUCUGAAAAGCCUCCUGGGAACCCUCACCCAAUUCCCACAAGUAAUUGGUCUGAAAAAAAUUACAGAUUGCGAUCCUCCAGUCCUCUCCUUGUGCAGCCAAAAUGCCUUCUGAAAGGACAUACCUCCAGAAAAGACUUUAUGCUAAGAGGCACUGAACACAGAUUUUGUAACGUCCCAUUAUUCUGCUAAUUGCUGCUGGCUGUAUUUGUGCCUCUUCUACCUCACCUCUUGGUUUUUUUUUUUUUUAAAUCAGAAGCCUGAAGUUUAACUCUUGUUAGAUUAAACCUAUAACAACAUCAGAGAACAGGACUCUUCCGAAGUGCAGCCUUGCUCGCAGGCCAAAGAGAAGUGAAUUCAGUUAUUUACAGACAUAAUUUAUUCACCUCUAGCCACACAUGGCUCCGAAAAUGAGACCGCAGACCAACCUCUUGGGCAGUCUGCAGCCUACCUCCCGGACCAUCUCCUUGGUGGUGCACUGCCAGGGACCCUCCGGUGCCCGCUGAGAGCAGCCGUAGCCCACACGCCAGGCUCGCGGGCAGUCCCUGUGCCUCGCUCUGCGCCUUCUCUUCAGUGCAACACUGUCAAUGCUGGGACCUUGAUCCCACCUCUCAUUACCUACUGGCUGCAUUACCUUCCUGCUCAGGUAGUUUAUAAAAGUAACCUCAUACAGGGAAACUAGCAAUGGAAAUAAUCACAGAAUCACUGAAUGGUUUGGGUUGGAAGGGACCUUAAAGAUCACCCAGUUCCACCCCCCUGCCCCGGGCGGAGACACCUCCCACCAGACCAGGCUGCUCCAAGCCCCGUCCAGCCUGGCCUUGAACCCCUCCAGGGAUGGGGCAGCCACAGCUUCUCUGGGCAACCUGGGCCAGGGGCUCACCACCCUCACAGGAAAGAAUUUCUUCCUGAAUAUCCAAUCUAAAUCUCCCCUCUUCCACUUUGAAGCCACUACCCCUUGUCCUAUCACUACAUGCCCUUGUAAAAAUCCCCUCUCCAGCUUUCUUGUAGGCCCCCUUCAGAUACUGGAAGGCUGCUCUAAGGUCUGCCCAGAGCCUUCUCUUCUCCAGGCUGAACAACCCCAACUCUCUCAGCCUGUCCUCACAGCAGAGGGGCUCCAGCCCUCUCAUCAUCUUUGUGGCCCUCCUCUGGCUCCAACAGGUCUGUGUCCUGAUGUUGGUGCCCCCAGAGCUGGAGGCAGCACCGCAGGGGGGUGUCCCCAGAGCGGAGCAGAGGGGCAGAAUCCUCCCCUUGCCCUGCUGGCCACGCUGCCUUUGGUGCAGCCCAGGAUGUGGUUGGCCUUCUGGGCUGUGAGCACCGUUGUCGGCUCACGUUGAGCUUCUCAUCAACCAACACCCCCAAGUGCUUCUCCUCAGGACUGCCCUCAAUACACUCUCUGCCCAGCCUGGAUUUGUGCUUGGGAUUGCCCAGACCCAGGUGCAUGACUCUGCACUUGGCCGCUGCAGAGAAUGUAUCCGAGUAUGAAAGAAACAGGCCAUGUCUGUUGUUAUAGAAAAUGUGGUAUAUCACAACAUACAUUAUGUAACUUAAGUGGUUUAAUGUUUUGCUGGUUAUUCCACCUUGAGAUUUUUGCUGGAAACUGAUUCCACUACAAGAGCAACAGCUAACUUUUGUCAUUCUAAAGGUGACAGUUACAAAGCAGUACCGGUUUAAAAGAAAAUAUAUGAAGUUACGUAGUUUGUCAAAAUGGGAACAAAUGGAAAAGCAGCUGCUACGCAGAAAGAAACCCACUGGCAGGAGCAAAGCUGUGGAUCCUAAUCUGUCUGUAUGUGGGAGGAUGAAUCACACGCUGACUGUGUCCACACCUAAACUCUGGGAAUACAAACGAGCAAAAGGAGUGAAUAAAUUAUGGAAUCGCCUUGCCAAGAAAAUAUUUCUAAUCCCUUAAAUGGUCAUUUCACCAAAGAGCGGGACCAAAGAACCCAAA